AUGAGUAUUGUUGAAGUUCAACAACAACACGAAACUAAUGGAGCUAAUUCAGUUAAUGCUUGUGUUUUACCACAACUUCGAGGACAAUUACAAAGGCCAACUGGUAGAGCAGCGGAAAAUGAUUUUUUACCACAAGAAUUAAUGGCUGCCUUACGGCAAAACAAUGUACCAAGUGAAUAUUUAGGACCACCUAAUUCAACAAAUUCAAAUAAACUUUUACGACCAACACCACCAAUCUCACGUCGUCCAGAUAAUGCAUGGCAUUAUGCAAGACAACGAGAAAAAUAUCGAUUUUUACUUGAACAAAAUCCAUGUACAUGUGGAGCUGGACAUGAUAUAUCAUUUUUAUGUGAAGCAACAACUCAUCAUCCUUCGUUACAUGAACAACAAAAUAAACCAUCUGGUCAGCAACAGCGGGGUAUUGAUAAAAGUGCUAUUCGAGCUAUGCCAAAUGAUUCACAAGAACCGAGUAUUGUAUUACCGGAAACAAUUGUACCACACGAAUUUCGUAUAAUUAAAAAUAUUGGUGUUGCACCCCUCGAAGUUUAUGAUGAUAAAAAUACAACGAUCACUGAAGAACAUUUGCAUCAUAUUACUGUAUUUCCUUCUUUAAAACCAGUUGGACGAGCUGAAGUUCUAAAAUUAAGACAUACGAUGAAUGUAUUAUUAGAACGAAUUACCAUUGAGGAUAAUGAUUUACAAGGACAAACUCAACUUCACAAUUUACUCGAAUUAAUUAAAGAAGAACAAAAUAUAUACAAUAUUGUUUUUCAUGAAAUAAUUCGUCAAGUUAGUGUUGAAUGUAAAGAACGUGGUGAAUUAUUAGGUAAAUUACGUGAACGAUAUACAUCAUUAUUAUCACGUGUACCUCGACAAGUGAAAAGUUUAUAUGAAGAAUUAAUUGCUCAACGUGCACUUGAUCGUCGUUUAGCUGAACAAUUACUUCAAUUUAAAUCAACUGUUGGAACACUUAUGCUCGAAUUGGAAGAUGUACGUGAACAUGAUCGACGUGUUACUGACGAAGCCGAAACAGCUCAAAGAGAUCUUAAAGCUGCUUUAAUUGAAUCUCAAAAAAAUGCAUCACUUCUUACUGAAUAUCAUGAAUUAUAUGAUUUACAACGUAAACGUUUGGAAAAACAUACCAAUGUUAUUGUUGAAGAAAAAGAAUUAUGGCGUGACGCAGCACAAACAAUUGCUCUUAAGGUUGUUGUUGAACAUAAAUUAAGUACAUCAAAACGUUUAAAUCUUGCUGAACAAGCAUGGUAUGCAUUAGCUAAUCAUUUUGCUAUUUAUCUUAUGGAUAAAGAUACAAUUGAUUUAACUACUGUACAAAAAGCUGCAAAUACAUGGCGUGAAAUAGUUGAAACAUUUGAUCGUGAACAAGAACAACGUGAAUUUGAAACAUCAAAAAAUCUUAAUCGUCUUGCUCAUUCAAUUGAUAUACUACGAAAUACAUUUCGACAAAAUCAUAUUGAUCAUGAUGGAAAAUUAAAACAUUUACCGGAUCAAAAAAAAACAAUUGAAUAUUUAACUCAAACAAGAAUUUGGGAAGAAUCAUGUACACGUGAAGUUGAAAAAUUCGGUGGAGAUACUAUUCUUAUUAAUGAAGAACGUAUGAAAAAAGCGGAUAGACAGCUAAAAAAAUGGAUUGAUAUGACUGAACGAUUACUUAAUCGUCAUCCACCAUCAAAUACUGGUGAUAAUAAUGAACGAGAAGCAUUAAAAGAUUUAUUUGAUUGUAUUUUUCUAUUACACGGUCAAUAUCGUGUACGAAUGACAGGUGAAAAUGGUUUAGCGUCGGCAAUUAUUUUCUUUAGUAAUGCACUUGAAACAUGGAAUAGUAAAUUGAAUACAUUUGCUUAUGGUGGAGGAAAAUUGAAUGAAGCAGCAUGGCAUACAUUCUAUGCACAAAUGGAAGAAUGGUUUGAAGCAAUAACUAGAACAGUGACUUAUGUUGGAAAAUCAGCGAGAGCUAAUGAUGAUAUUGAUAUGGGAAAUAAAAAAAGAGGUGACACGAAACGUAUUGUGGAUGCUACUCUAGUAUUGCAACAAGCUAAUAAAGGUCUUAUUUCUCUUCGUCAUUAUGUUGAAAGUCAUAAUAGUCGUAUUGCAGAUCAAGCUCUUAAACUUGAUUCAAAAAUGGUUCAUUGGCUUAUUCAAAUUCUUAUUAGUCUAGCUCCUAAUAAACCAGAAUUAUCUGCUGAAGCACGUGAUCAUCUUGAAGCAAAUCGUACACCACAUGCAAAUCUAAUUAAAAUGCAAAAAGCUCUAUGUGAUGAAUUAAUUUCUAUGACUGCAUAUAUUAUUAAAUGUUGUACAUCAAUAACUGCUGAAGAAAUGCUUAAUAAAAAUUUAGAACAAGGAGCUGUACCAGAAAUCGAAGUACUUGAUCUUAAACGUAUGCAAGAUGAAUGUAAUGAUUGGGUUUAUUCAUCGAAAGUUAUUUUAACGGACUUAACUGGUGAUGAAAGUUAUGUAGAUAUACCAGCACCUAUACGAGAAGUUCCUAAAAUAGGAGAAAGUGAUCAAUCAGAUUGGUCCGAAGCUUCAAAAGAAAAACCUAAGGAAGAAGAUAAAGUUAUUGAAGGUAAUAGUGUAUCCUAUGAAGCAAUUAAUCGUGGUGGUUUAACUGAACGACGUCAAUUAGAACCAGCACUUGAUAAUAAUACUGAUACUAGUACAGCAACUACAAAAUCAGCACAAGUUGGUUUCGAUGCAUUACGUACAAUUGCACAAUUACAACAACAAUUAGCAGAGACAGAAUCACGAGCAGCUAAUUUACAAGAACAAACAAUCACACUUGAUGUCGCUUUACGAGAAGCAAAUCAACGUAUUCAACAACUCGAAUCAAGUCAACGUCCUCCUCAACAGUGA
This is a messenger RNA of Adineta steineri, 2874 nucleotides long. The record is from the annotation of a GenBank genome assembly. Lineage: Eukaryota; Metazoa; Rotifera; Eurotatoria; Adinetida; Adinetidae.